AUGAACUUUCUCGAGUUGGUAAAUUUGGUGCGCGAUGGCUAUCGAGAGGCCUCGCUGCCGUACAAAGAAACGAGGGAAGAAUCGCUGGUGAAGCUUCCGGUCUUCACGCACUUCGUCGACCUCCUGCCCUUCUAUCCCGACCUCGGGCAAGAUGGACACGACAUCUUCGCAUCCCUCGCUGCCGGCCCGGCGCCCACCUCCGCAAGUGACAACGUCGUGCUCGAGUUGGGCUGCGGUUGUGGGGAACCGGUGGCGGGCUACAUCUGCGCGCGGCUGCACGGUACGUCGACGUCGUACCUGGGCAUUGAUCUCUGCGAGACACAGGUCCAACUGGCCAAGAAGCAGUAUCCGUCGUACGCCGAGCAGUUCCGUGUCGGCGAGAUGUUGGAGUUCACCAGAUGCCAGAAGGACAACUCGUUUUGCGGCGUACUGUCGCUGUUCACAGUGUUCCAUCUGCCUCGAGCAACGCACAUCGAGCUCUUCAUGAACAUCAAACGAAUCAUGAAGAGCGGUGCACCGCUGCUCAUCUCAGUGCCCGAAGAGGCAGGCGAGGGCACCUCGAACAACUGGCUGGGAGGCUCGACCAUGUAUUGGAGUCACUUUUCAGUGGAGUGGUAUGAACUGACGCUCAAGCAGCUCGGCUUCGAGCUGAUCAUCAAAUACAAGGACGUGCGCGAAUUCCUUGGAGAAGAGGAGGUGAUGUACUACCUCUUGUUCAAGGUCAAAAAGGACAAGGGCGGCGAGCGCUCCGGGUCAGACGCCAACAAGCUGACGUUAUGA
Molecule: messenger RNA, 780 nt
Organism: Acanthamoeba castellanii str. Neff
Lineage: Eukaryota; Discosea; Longamoebia; Acanthamoebidae
Product: methyltransferase domain containing protein
Exons: 9
Coding region: 1-780 (259 amino acids)
Source: RefSeq, a predicted model, not a curated record